Episyrphus balteatus (marmalade hoverfly) is the source of this 1634-nucleotide messenger RNA. It is a transcript of the gene Cyp311a1, whose product is annotated as probable cytochrome P450 311a1. Lineage: Eukaryota; Metazoa; Arthropoda; Insecta; Diptera; Syrphidae. The record is from RefSeq and is a predicted model, not a curated record. Gene Ontology annotation, molecular function: heme binding; monooxygenase activity; iron ion binding. Bases 106 to 1545 code for a protein of 479 amino acids. The transcript has 6 exons.
GAAUGUGUACAAAAAUAAUAAUAAUUUUUAGUUGGUACAUCAGUCAGUUUGACUCUAUACAAUUUGUUUAUUGAAAAUCUUUCGUCAGUACGAAUUCUAUUCACAAUGGGUCUGGUCUUAAUUUUUAUCGGAGUACUUAUUUUAGUGCAUUUUAUCCAGAAAUAUUUUUAUAUCUUUGCAAGUGCUUAUAAAAUUCCUGGGCCAUGGUUUAUACCAUUCGUUGGGAAUGCUCAAUUCUUAUGGAAUUUACAACCAAAGGCACUUUUUAGAAUGAUUGAUGAAUUAAGGCAAACAUAUCAAAGCACAUUUCGGAUACUUUUGGGUCCUAAUUUGUGGGUCUUCUUGCACAGUCCCGAAGAAACUCGUGAGGCACUCAACGAAGAUUCUCUGCUGAGAGCAGAUACUUUUCAAAAAUUGAAUGUUUUGUUAGGAAAUGGAUUGCUUUUGAGUGAAGGGAAACAGUGGUAUAACCAUCGAAGGUCACUGGCACCAGCUUUUCAUCCGAAUGUGUUAGCAGGCUUCACAGAUAGAAUUUACCAUCAUUCCGAUGUUUUUGUAGACAAAGUAUUGAAAAGAAAAGAACUUGAAGUAUCGGAAUACAUUUUUCCAUGCAUGUUGGAUACUAUUUGUGAAACAUCAAUGGGAAAGAAUUUACGAACACAAGAGGAGGAAUGUUCAGCUUAUGUUCAUGCUUUUCAUGAUGCAAGUGAAAUACUAUUUGAAAGAAUGUCAUAUCCGCUUUUCUUCUUUGAUUGGAUUUUCAACCUCACACCAUCUUGUAAAAAACUUCAAAACGCCAUUACCAUGAUUCAUAAUUUAACAGAUGAAAUCAUAAAAGAAAAAGCCGAAGAUCUCAAGGUGCAAGGCAAUCAAACCGUUGGCAAAUACAAUCGAACUUUACUCCAUAUCUUGUUAACAACCGAAGUAGACGGAAAGUCAAUGUCAUUUCAGGAAAUCAAAGAUGAAGUAAAUACAUUUUUGUUUGCGGGAGUUGAUACAACAGCAGCUGCAAUGAAUUUCAUUUUGUACUGUCUCGCCAAGUAUCCCGAAUGCCAGGAGAAACUCUACAAUGAAAUUUCUUCCGAUACUGAAAGCAACUAUCCAAACAUCAAUGAAAUGAAAUAUCUUGAUAUGUUCAUCAAAGAAUGCCUCCGAUUUUACACUAUUGUCCCUCUGACUGGUCGACAAGUAACGAAAAAGAUUAACAUUGGAAAUUAUGAGAUUGUCCCCGGAACAACACUUUGGAUCAAUAUGUAUGGAUUGGCUCAUGAUGCCAAGCGAUUCCCAGAACCAGAUAAAUUUGAUCCCGAACGUUUUGGCAGUGAUGGACCUGAAAUUCCACCAUAUGUAUUUCUGCCAUUUUCUGGUGGGCCACAUUCAUGCAUUGGCAAAAGAUACGCUAUGCUGAUUAUGAAAAUUGUAACUGUAAGGACUUUACAAAGGACGAAAAUUCAACUGCAAAAUCCCAAUGAGAUAUUGGAAUUGAAGGCCGAAAUGGUAUUGAAAUCAACAAGUGGUAUUAAUUUGAUAUUUGAGAAGAGAUAAAUAGUUAGAAUAAGAUCAAAAGGUUUUUUACUUAGUUAAUUUAAGUUUAUAUAAAAUUCGUUUUAAUUCAUUAGAAAUUUUAAUAAAGA